AAGGCAGGAAGGAGCUGUGUCGAGGCAGAUAUAAAAAGCCAAGUAGAAGGACGGCUAGGACAAAGAUUCUGGUGGAGACGAGGACACAAAGAAGAAGCAUGGCACGUUGAUAUACCUGUGUGUUAAUCGGCUAAAUCAUGACCAUGACGCUAUGUAUCGCAACCAGUUGUUUAUGGCUUGUUUGUCUAUAAUGAAAAUACUUCUCGCACAUUUACUCAUACUCAUCGUCUCUUUCUCCAAUUAACUUAUCAUGAGACGUUGUUCCCCUAUAUGGUGCUUGCCCAGCGGAUCAAACAUGACUCUGAUCAUUUUUGAAUUAUGUCUGAUCUCCUUGCCAAUCAAAACGAGCAAGAUGAGGGUGAGGUGGUAAGUGGAGCAAUGUGAUGAUAAAUUAUGACGUGUUGUGACCGACAGUCGUGCCUGCUGCUGCCAGCGGGACCAGGACGCCCCAAACUGAUGAGGUGACAAGACACUGCUCCACUAACGACUAGCAAGAGCUGCUCGGCUCUGCUUUUCAGGAUUAUCUGGAUAAGCCGCAGUGUUUGUGGUACCAUCAGCCUGUUUAACUGCACUCAGGUCACGAAUCAAUACGAAAGCGCAGUGCGGGUGAAGUUGCGCAGCGACUAUUUCCUUUACGUGCCGAUCUUAACCGUCGCGCCAGUAUUGCACAUAAACUCCGUUACGCAUAUUCUCAAAUGAGACGUUAACUGUGGUGUUGAGCGCCGCUCGCUGUACCGUGAUUCGAAGCAACGACGACGAGUCAUCUGGAGAGGGCCGAUUUUUUCCUUCUGAACUCACCAGUAAAAUUCGUGACGAAGACGUGCUACAAGGCUAAGGCACCAGGUUAGCCUCUUCCGGCUUUCGACUCCAGACCCUUGACGCACAGCGCCGUGAGCCGGACCUCCAAACGGUGGAUACGAACACUGUCAACGUCUCAAGAGCAAGACGACUGGAAAGAAUACAUUUCACAUCUGCAGGCAUCGGCAGCAUAGUUCGCAUUUUCAAAAAAUUGAACACGUGUAAGAAAGAACCGCCUACACCUCCUGAGAGCCUGCUUUGAUUUUAUGCUCGUCCCUAAUAAAUCAAGUGGUAUUUGUUCUUGAACGAGAAUCCUUCUGACCACGCCUCCUGUAUGCCGUCGAUAAACACAAUGGUUGAUCCUGCGCAGCCCACGGGCUCCUCAGGAGACGACGCCUACGCGGCAGGAACUCUCAUCUGGAUCAGGUCUGAGGAGGAGGUUUGGCAGGCUGCAGAAGUGCUGUCAUCGAGUAAAACCGAACUUAUCGUCAAACUCGAAACAACAAACGAUCAAAUCGUCGUGAACCCUGCAAAAGACCAGGUCUACUUGCGAAGUCGCGAUCUCUACACGGCUGAGGGUGAAAUUUUUUAUAUAUGAAAUUUGUUGUUUUUUUUCACUGUCGCACCAGAAGCAGAACCAGUACUUCUACAUGCUUGCUAUCUGGAUCCAAUGGAUUGACGGGCAUGUUAAUCGAAAAAUGUCCCUGUGUUGUAUCAUGUCUAUCGCUUUCAUCAUUUUCAAUGGAUACUCCCACAGGCCUCGUCGCGCUCGACGAUCUGACUCAGCUGACGCACUUGCACGAGCCCGCAGUGCUGCAUUCGCUUCAAAUGCGUUUCGACAUUGACAAAAUUUACACGUUUACGGGACCGAUUCUCAUAGCUGUGAACCCGUUUAAAACGAUUUCAGACCUGUAUUCGCUGAAAACACUAAAGUCCUACAUUGCGGGCGGCGACAACCUCGCGAAACCGCACGUCUAUGCCACCGCGGCUGCAAGUUUCAAGGGGCUCUGCGAGGGAGACAGCAGCCAAACGAUAUUGAUUAGUGGUGAGAGUGGUGCGGGUAAGACGGAAACGACGAAGUUCGUGAUGAAAUUCCUCGCCCUAGCCGGAGCAGGCGAAUCAGGGGUCUCAGAUGUCGAGCGACAGGUGCUGGAGAGUAACCCUCUUCUCGAGGCAUUCGGUAAUGCGAGGACACUCAGGUAGUGACGAGCCGAUAUACCACCCUAUUACGUAAUCAUGAAAACUUCUAGAUCGAGUCCUAGUUGUUAGAAGUAGAUGACAUGAGUCUUCCUCUUUGUGAUCGGUUUAUUCGCCUCGUCCAAAUAGAAGAAGCUGUUUCAGACUUUCUCAUCUGUGUGUGACCUGUGUUUGCUUCAGCUGCACAUUUCCGUUUUGUAACCCCACCUUCAGGAACGAUAACUCCUCUCGUUUCGGAAAAUUUAUCGAAUUGCAAUUCAAGCCUAGUGGAAGCGGCACCACUGGUUACCGACUUUGCGGAGCCAGAAUCCACACUUACCUCCUAGAAAAGGUCCGCGUUACUGAGCAGCAGGAAGGCGAGCGAAAUUUCCACCUUUUUUAUCAAGCGUGCGCAGCGGCUUCUGCAGUUGCGGGUGACACGCCGCCAAGUCUUGGCGACAAGCUCACAUAUCAGGUACUUUCUUAUGAAUUUCGAAACAAAAGCUCUCUUUCUAUUUUUGACUCAAGAACUUCUGCUUCAACAUCAUGACAUCUUCCAACAUCAACACUCAUGUAACUAUGUUUGUACACGCAAUUAGAACCUCAUGUUGAAUUCCAAAUCAGUUCCCGCAACUUCGGACUGAUGCACGCGCAGCGACAUUUGAUUUGAGUGGGUUCGGAGCGUACUCAAAUUUUCGAUACUUGACGCGCUCCUCGUGCUGGCAAUUGAAGAAUGUGUCAGAUCAAGCACAAUUUGAGGACACGUUAAACGCGAUGCUCACCAUCGGCAUCUCAGAGUCGCAAAUCAACGCGAUAUUAGCUUGUGUUUGUGCGGCACUGCAUCUCGGAUCGGUCACGUUCGAGAAAGCGCCACAAGAUUCGGAGGCAUCAGUCGUUUCGGCCGAUACGGCGGAACGCAUGGCGCAGGCAGCCAAAUGUCUAGGGGUGACGGCGGAGCAGCUCGCGCACGCGUGCAGCCACAAAACAAUCAAGACAGCAACUGAAGGCAGUGUUGUCGCGGAUCUUCGAACAGAGCAGGCAGAGGCGUGCAGGGACGCAGCGGCGCGUUACCUGUACGGCCGCGUUUUCAUAGACGUGGUGCAAAAAACAAACGAGAGUAUCGGAUAUCGAACAGACGUGGACCUUUUCUGCGGCGUUCUCGAUAUCUUCGGUUUCGAAUGCUUCAAGAUAAACUCUUUCGAACAAAUCUGUAUCAACUACACAAACGAACGAUUGCAGCAAUUCUUCAACGAGUUUGUCUUCAAACUCGAGGAGUCACUCUAUAAUCGGGAAGGUACACAUCGACUUCUAGCACGGCAAUUGACUACAUGUUCUCUCUUUUCACGAGCUGUGUGGUCGAUCAAAUGUGAGGGAGUAGUUGUAAGGUGCAACUAAGUAGGUACAUUGAUUCUAUAUGAUACAGACGCACAACUAUGCUUCCUAACCUAAUGCGUUGCCGUUGCGAGUGCACGACCAAGAAAAGCAAAAGAAUUAUGUAACUGCUGAUAGUCCUCUAGCGUAACUUACUGGUUGGACACCAGCAUGAUCGGCUUUUUGAUUAACAAAAACUGGACUAGGACUUGGUCUUGGACACAACAUAAUCGCAUUCUAGGUAUCCCCUGGGACCCCUUGGACUUUCCGGACAACCAGGCCUCAGUGGAUCUUUUGGAGCAAAAGCCAACGGGUAUUUUCGCGAUGCUCGACGAAGAGUGUAUGGUACCGAAUGGGAGUGAUCAAGGCUUCGUGAACAAGCUAGUGAAGCAGCACUCUGGGCACAUCCGUUUCGACGUGAUCCGGACUAGACAGAGCUGGUUCGUCGUGAAGCAUUUCGCAGGGCCCGUGGGCUACGAAAGUGCAAAUUUCAUGGACAAGAACAAAGAUCAACUGUCGAUGGACGUCGUCGAGCUCAUGAAAAGCUCAACGAACGAAUACAUCGCGCACUUGUUCAAAACGGAUAAGAAAUUUCUACAGGUAAAAACUGAAUGUCAAGCAUGUAAGCCUGUGUAUUAAAGCUUAGGGAGGUCAAUUACAUCAACAUCCAAAGAUUGAUUGGUGUAUUUUUAUUCAUAUUCCACCCUUGCAGUUAUAUUAGUUCCAUUAUAUUCAUUGUCUUUUUCUCGUCUCGCUUUUACUUCUCCCUAUCUUCCCAACAGAGCGAGGGUCCAGAAGCGCGCAGAAUGUCGCGGAAGAAAAUAGUGACGAUAAGCUCAGAGUUUCGUGAUCAGCUACAACACCUUAUGACCACUGUGAAGAACACAGAGCCGCAUUUCAUUCGCUGUAUCAAGCCGAAUCCUCAGAAUUUGUGCGACGUGUACGACAGGCCUGGCGUAACGGAGCAGCUACGGUUUCAUUUUGUCUGAGUCUUUCGUUUUGGAUCUGCAUCUGAGGAAUUGGGAUGACUCACGAAUUUAUAACGAAAAGCAAAGAACGCUGAAUGUUGUAAGUACUUUGUUAUCUCUUCUGCUAAGCAACAGUAGCGUUACUUCUUGAAGAUGCGAAGAGCCACUAGCUACAUUACACCAACUACAAUAACAAUUACCCCAGAUACGGUGGUGUGCUGCAAGUUGUGCAGGUUUCCCGUGCCGGUUAUCCGGUCCGCGUUAAACCGAUAGACGCUUGGUUAGACUACAGGAUACUUCUGCCGGCGCAUCUCAGACAAGAUUUUAUGGGACAAGAUAGCAGUGCAACUAGUUGAUCUUCAUGUACAAUUUCAAGUCAAAAAUUGAACUGCUACAAUGCUGCCGUGUACUUAAAAGAGCGACUGACAUCACGAUAAUUACCGAAACUACUACGAAUGACUCAACACUGCGGUCUCCCGUCUCCGUCUCUCUUCUAUGUACUACCCCAUUCUCCUAUGUGUCUGUGUCCCAAGAUUGUUGUGCCCGUCCUUCAUUAUCCACGAGGAAAAGGAGAAAGUGGAGGAAAAAGUGAAGUUGAUGCUGACGUACCUUGUUCGGGAGUUGAACAUCGUGAUUUCGCAUUCCGUCGGACCUGUGUGGGCUGUGGGUAAGACCUUGGUGUUUUUCAAACAGCACACGUAUGAGAAAAUCUCGCAACGACGGCUCAUUAUCCGUGGUGCGGCUGCGGUAAAGAUACAAGCAAAGUACAAAGCAGUGAAAGCUGCGAAGAAUUUCGAACUCUUGCAAUUCUGUGUCAGUCACAUGCAGGCUUUGUUCCGAGCAAAGCAAGCACGAGAUUUGCUGGACGAGAAGAGACAACACUAUGCAGCAGUGCAGUUGCAGAAAAAGGCAAGAGCGCUCGCAGCUACAAAAGAGUAUUUGAUUGUCUCAGUAGGAUCUGCAACUGCAAAUGCAAUGAUCAUCAACCCUUGUAUUUAUUUUGCAUGACUGCUACAAAAAUAUGAUUGGUUCUUUCAACACCUCGUGAUUGAACGAAAGUAAACGUCUCCUGUUCCAUUAUCAACAUUUUCGAUAUUCGCAAAAAAAUACGCUCUACUUCGAGUUCGAUUUCAGCAAAAUAUCAAAGGUACCGCCGUGUCCGUGUGGCGAUAAUAGCAAUCCAAGCAACGUGGCGAGGUCGGCAGGGACGUACUUACGCGAAGGAGUACAGGAGGUACAGGGCGAGCGUGCGCAUCCAGUCAAAAUGGAGAGGCGUUUUGGAGAGGCGCGUUUUUGCCGCUCUCGUCAAAGGUAUCAACCAAAUGCAGACGCGGUGGCGCAUGAAACAGGCGAAGGUACAACUCAAAAAGCUGAAAGCAGAAGCAAAAGAGGUGGGGAACUUGUUGGCCAAGCACCAGAAGCAGCAAGAGCUUAUGAAAGACCAAACCCGCAAGCUGCAAGACGCGGAGAGCUCAAGCUUACAGCUCAAAGCCGAGAACAAAGAGCUGCUCAGCACAGUACACAAACUCGAAGCGGACCUGAAAAAGCAGGAAAAUCGCAUGGCAGAGAUUGCAGCGGAGGAAGAAGCGCGAAAAGCGAAAGAAGCCGAGGAAGGCGACCUCGCGAAGAUCAAGUCCCAUGAGCUCGACGCGCUGCAAACGGAGGCAGCAACGCUGCGAGAAGAAAACGCGCGACUGAAGGAAGAUAUCAUUACGAUGCUCCCUAGUUCUUCUUCAUAUUUUUGUUUCACUUGUCCUUGCGGUAAUACGAUGAAGCACUCAUCUUCAUCCACCAGACGCUCAUAUUUCGUCUACAGCAGGAUCAAGACAAGCAAAAACUAAAAAGUGCAAUGAAUUGUAAAAAUCGAAUGAAGUUGUAUAAGUUCUUGGAGUUCUCGUAGUUCUAAUGUUCCCGGCUACAAGGCGGAAAUAACAAAGCUGCAGGAACAACUAGAGCAAGCGAACACGCGGUAUUCUCAAUUGUUGAAGAAUACAGCAAUGCAGUCGAUGGGCGGCGCCGUGGAUUCUAGACAGGGCGCGCAGCCGAGAGCUGGCGUGCGAUCAGUGGAUAUCCAGCUAGUUGGCGCGCAGAAAACCGGAAAGACUAUGCUAUUGGAGAAGCUCAUUCGAGAUUGCGAUCCGGAUCAACUGACAAAGUUUCAGGCAGACCGGGCAAACUUCAUGGGCAGAUACCAGGUCUGCUUAUCAUGCAGGAUAGCCUUCGAUGUGUAGAUUUCUCCCUCUACUGAUGAAACUGUAGUAAGAGAAUCAGUGAAUAAGAACGUCUAAAAACAUUGCUAUUUCUGUUCUAACAAGUUCCGAAGGUUAAGACAUGUGAAACGUUAAUACGUCAGACCUGAAGAAAAAUUACGUUACCGUUAAAAACAAAACCAGAUUCAAUGCGGCGGCGAGGACUCUCGACCACUGAAUAUUCUGGACUGCUCCGGCAACUCUCGAGCGGCACAGCAUAUCAAAGAGUACUUCACGCGGUCAUUGUGGGUGAUAGUGGUCUACGAUUUCUGUUCAUUGGAGUCGUUCGCCUUAGCCAAAGAGCUAAUGGGAUCGGCGACAAGGGCAGGUGCAGGCUGCGUUUUCUUCGGAAACAAGUUCAAUUUAGAACAAGGAGGAGAGUCGAAUGUACUAAUUGUCAUUUUUAUGAAACAUUGUUUUAGAAGUUUUGAAACAAUUUGUAAAAAAUGUAAUUCCUGAACGAAGAAGUGAUGUUGGCUACUCAUGUGUGUUUGUCCUGAGCUUCGUUUUCAACAUUGAUGUAGUUGCUUCUGUUCAGGUGAAUGUGAUGGACGCCAAGGACAUCGCAGCAAACGCCGGUGCAUUGGCGGUCGAAUCUACCGAAAUCAAGGAGGCGGUGCGAAUGAUCGCUAGGGACAUUGAGUCCGAGCAUCAAGCGGGUGAGAAUGCCAGAAACCGAGCAGCCCCAGGCGCCAUGUCACAGGUCUUUGAUCGCGUCUCAAAUAUGUUCGGAGCAAACAAGCGAGGCUCGGUCAACGACGCAGCGAUGAAACUAUCACAGGUGCGCAAUGAAGAUAACAAUAGUGAUAAUGUCCCGCUUAUUUUUUCGCGCUAUGAUAUCACUUAUGAUCGGAUUUUUUGAUAUCAGAAAGCCCGUGACCAACGGUAUCCUCAUUAUUGGACGAGAAUAAACUAACCAAUGAAAUAAGUAACAAGGGGGUACAGUUCUUUGAUGUCACCUCAAUUAUCUUCCAUCUUAGGUUGGUGUCUUGAAUCCUUCGUUGAAGGGCACCAAGCUGAUGAAGCAGAACCGCAGGGAAGGCGACGUUGCGACGGAGUUGAGGCCUGUGCAGGAGUUACAGGAUUCGGAGAGCGCGGUUACAUGCAUCGUCUUCGGGCAAGAGCGACUUCACCGCUCUUACAUUUUACUCGCGGCAGCAUCGAAAGACGGAACUGUGGUCAUAUAUCGCUGUUACCGAACCGAGAUGGAGCUUUCCAUGCUAGACGCCUCAGACUUCCCGAAGGACGAUUCCGACAGAGAAGGUGCCGAUCACAGCAAUAUCGCAGUUCACAGCCGUCUGGUCGGACACAGUAGGGCAAUCACUUCGGUACAAAAACUUGAUACUAGCAUACAUAGUUGGUUGACUUUGAUGACGAAUAACUAAUAAAGGAUGGCCAGCUUUCUUCUACUUCUUGGUAAUACUCUACAUGUUGAUUUACCUUGAGCAGAAGAAUUGGUGUAUAGUAUUACCAUCUCAACCAAAAAUUAUCCUUUCAGAUUUUCUUCAAUUUGCUAGAGGACCAGCUGGUGACCACAAGUAUUGAUAAAAGCGUUCGAUUUUGGUCAGUGGAGACAGGUGAAAUGCUGAAAGUUUUUACGGACUCUUCUCCAGUCCCAGUUGCCACCUUCUUGCCCUUCAAUCCGCAAGUGUUUGUGGCCGCAAACAGUAAUGCGGUGUUGCGUCUGGUGAAUGUGCAAAACGGCAUGGUGAUGCAGAAACUCAAGGUUGAAACGGAAGUGCGCGCCUUGAAAUUCGAUGACAGUGGACUAUUCUUGCUGGCAGGAACCAAGAACGGAUCAAUCCACGUGUUGGAAGCAUCGGACUCGGCAACCCUGAAGUUCCGGUUCAAAGUCCAACUUGCUCGAGGUGGCGUCACGUGCAUCACAUUCGUGCCGUCGGCACAUGGCUACCCACCCUGCCUCUUAGUCAACACCAGCGAUAGCUCGGUGAGCCGUCCUUCAUAUUUGAAUCCCUGCCUUUUCUAGUUAACACGAGCGAUAGCUCGUUUUUUGGUGAUACGAACCUCCCUUGUAUUGCUGAUGUUGUCUCAUGAAAUAAUAAAUGAGAAACAAUUAGAACACCUACAGCAUUCUCACAACUCCUCCAGGUGAAAAAUGUAUUUUAAGUAUUUCAGAACGAACCUGCUGGUAGAACUACUGAUACAACUUUUGAUUCUCUAUUAUAAGCACCAUUACCAUAGGUAACGAUCAUCGACUGCACUUACGGCCCUCCAGCUGGAGUUCUUACCAACUUGACUGUGAGACACCGAGUCAAGGUCGCCCACAGCCUUUUGCCGCUUAAGUGCUGCUACUCCCCAAGUGGACUUGGGUACUACUAGAAGUUUGGUUGUCAGUGUCUUGAAGAUUUUCUAGACCUAGGCAAUUCCAUUUUUAAAAAACAUUCCAAUUUAAUCAUUCAUGAGGGUUACGCUUAUUCUGAGUACUGGAUUACUGGUACUCCGUUGUCAUGAAAUAAAUCAGGUACCUCGUAUCCGGCUCCGAGGAUAAGGAAGUCUAUAUCUACUCGCUUGGUAAGGGAAUGAACUACAAGAUGCAAUAUUUGAAACAUCAUCUGGUACCAGUUGUAGCCGUGGCAACCAACCACCAAGACACACUACUCGCGAGCGCAGACUCCCUUGGCCGCAUUGUCCUUUGGAGAAGAAUGGACUUUUCUCACCUGCCGCAAACUGCACAGUAGUUUUUUCUUUGAUUAACGCGUUGAGACUGCAGGUGGAGAGGACACCGUCAACUUCAACAUUACCAAGAAAAAUACUGUUCGAGUAUGCGACGUAUAGUGGAAGAAUAUACGGGUUGUACGUAUAACUGCGGAGGUGGGACGAGCAUGAUGAAUACGAGCCGGACGAAAUAUUUGGGGGAAUAUUUUGCGCAGGCGAACAUCUUUCCCACCAUUUCUCGUUUGACCACGAGACAGCAGUUAAACUCAUGCCGUGAUGAAUGACUAGGACUACUUCAUAUGCCGCUGAACGUGAAUACCUGUCGUUGUCCCUGGCUCUGCUUUUGAUGCACCCGCGCUUAUCUCUCAAGGUCCGUUUUUGCUGAACAUAUUUGCGUAGCAUAGGAGCACAAGAAUUGGCGCUCAGAAUGAUCAGUAAUACUGAUUCAGUGGUGUCGAGCAGGUUCUGGUGAUGAUCAUGGUGUGCAGUUGGUUCCAUUUUCACGUGGAUGAUGGUCACAUGAUGUGCUUCUUGGGGGAACAAAGAAGACCAUUCCCUAGCUUGUUAUGAUCAUUGUUUCAGGGUGUCUGUCUCAUGGUUGGCAUGGUUGCAAGAUACGUAGGUCUACAGGUAGUAGUGAAGGUACAUUUACUUUACCCGGAUGUGCUCGAUGUGUGAUGUAGCUGCACGGCGAGGCUAGGGGACUUGUUACUGUACGAAUGAUUCCUUUGAUUUUUCUCUACUGCUGUCAAAGGUGGGGGGUUUCAAUAUGUACAUUUAGAGGGGGACAUUGAGAUUUGUUACGAUAGGUCAAAUAAGCACGAUAUCUAAUUUCUGGUUCGUUUUAUUUAGAUUUUUAUUCAAGGGUGUCUACUUACUUCUAGGUCGACUUAUGAAGAAUAGCAUAAGGUUCGGGUGUGUUUCGAUGGUGUACUUCAGUUGUUGUAUCCGCUGUAAUUGUGAAUAUUUGAUGGCCGCGGCGAUGGCGACAUUGAACCGGCUGCGACGAUUCCAUACCACUUAGAGGAUGUUCAUGUCUUUUUUUCAUUUUUCUUUUCCCAUAUUGUUUGUUUGAGUUUGAGACAUUCAUUUUCAUAGAAAUCAGAUUCAAUACUGUUGAACAUCAACUGUUCUCGUCAUUGAAAUUGUUUGAAACAAGGUCAAGCACAACAAGGAAACAGCAUGGAUGGGGAUAACAUACAUCGCGCACAUGCUGCAUCAUGUGGCGGGUGCAAUCGAUUGCGGCUGCGUCUUGGCUGACCUUCGACCCUUGAGGUUACCUGCACCAUAUUGUUCUGAUUAUUCUUCUGCCAGAGGCGGGACCAGGCUGCAGAUAAUUGGAUCUGUAGUUUUGCGUGAGUGAGACCCAGAGAAAAA
Amoebophrya sp. A25 is the source of this 10615-nucleotide messenger RNA. Lineage: Eukaryota; Dinophyceae; Syndiniales; Amoebophryaceae. The record is from the annotation of a GenBank genome assembly.